CUUUUAUCCAGAUUUUGGGGUGUAUUUAUAAAGAAGACCGCAGAGGACGCUCUAUUUCACUCUCACAUCACAUCACAUGUACAGGCGGAAACCUUGCAAAGUGCGAAACUACGUGCAAGAACACCAAACAUAGAGGAAAAGAGGACUGUUAAAAAGGUCAUGUCUUCCAUAAAAGUCGAAUGUGUUAUCAAAGAAAAGAACGAAGUUGGUGAGAGUCCAGUCUGGGAGGAGAAGGACUCCUCUUUGUUGUAUGUUGAUAUUACGGGUCGAAGGAUCAGCCGGUGGAACUCUCUGACCAGUCAAAUAGAAAGUAUUUCCACAGAGCAAUUUGUAGGUUCUGUGGUUCCACGGCAGGCAGGUGGUUACGUCAUCGCGGAGGGAACUCGGUUUGCAUUUGUUGACUGGGUAAAGCGUUCAAUUACAGCUGCUGCCCAUGUCAAUGACAAGGAAAAACCAAACACCCGCUUCAAUGAUGGAAAAGUAGAUCCAGCUGGCAGGUUUUUUGCAGGUACCAUGUGUUCGGAAAUGAAGCCUGACGUGAUGGAUGCGGCGCUGUACACCCUCCAUCCUGACCACUCUGUUGUCCAGCAGUUUGGCCAAGUGCGCAUCUCCAAUGGUUUGGACUGGUCACUGGAUCACCGCACCUUCUAUUACAUCGACAGUCUGGCGUUCAUGGUGGAGGCCUUUGAUUACAACAUCCAGACUGGAGGGCUAUCUAACCGCAGAAUGGUUUACAAGAUGGAGAAAGAUGAAGGCAUACCAGACGGGAUGUGCAUAGAUACAGAGGGCAAACUGUGGGUUGCCUGCUUCAAUGGAGGAAGAGUGCUGCGUAUCGACCCACAAACAGGCACACGGCUGCAGACAGUGAAACUACCAGCUGAGAAAACCACCUCAUGCUGUUUUGGAGGGAAGGACUACACUGAUCUGUACGUCACCUCAGCAUAUACAGGCAUGGAUUCAGAUUCACUGGCUAAGCAACCUCAGGCCGGAUGCACAUUUAAGGUGUCUGGUUUAGGAGUGAAGGGCAUCCCACCAUAUUCAUAUACUGGAUGAAAACAAAGGAAAAAGUGAUGUUAAUGAAAACAUCAUGAUCAUUUUGCUGUCACAAUACUACAACAAUGUUCUAAUUGUGCAAUCAGUGAUAUAACUUUAUAUAAUAUAGAAAGAGCUCAUUUCAGAUGAUUUAGGGUCCAUUCACACAGAAUGUGUUUUGCAUUCAACUGCGCUGCUUUUCCAUUGUUUUUCUAUGCAAACAUGCGCAAAACAGACGUGUUUGACCAUUGCGCUCGUGUCUUGUGUCUUUGACACAGUGUCUCGCGCAUGACACGGUGUUCUAAAAACUUGGCGCUCAAGUAAAAGUUUAACUUUUUAAAAAAUGCACAUCCCCACUGACCUGCGCCUUGCAUUAAGCCCAAAAACACGUUCUUAGAUAUAAGAAGCAGUUUGCCUAAAUGACUAAAAUUAAAGAUGAAAUUGCAUGAUUUAUGUGAAAUAAUUUAUUGUUUACAUUAACUACACCAAGAGCAAUCUGUGACUGUGCAAGUUUUAGGAAAUGAUUGCAAGUGAUGAAUUUUAAUGAAUGCUUGUAAUGUAUAUUAACCAUAAACUUGAUGCUUGUUUAGCUGUGCUGCUGAAGGGAGGUACUGAAUUAAGUCAAACAAGCAUGAUUUUAAAACGUUAGCUUUACGUUAUAAACAAAUGUCAAAAUGACACACCAUUCACAACCUAUUUUACUUCCCAAAUCUGUAUUUCAGAUUUGAUUUUAUCUACUGGGAACUGAUUGGACUGGAAAAAGUAGUUGUUAUAUACCAGAAUGGUGGUUGGAUCCCAGAGGCUGGAAAGCUGAAAAGUCAUUUCAGACCAUGCAUUAAGAGAAUGAAAAGGGUGAAUAGGGUCAGAUUCAUGUUGACUUUGAGGAUACUAAAUAAACCUACAGGUUUUGGUGCAAAGGUUGAAUAGAUUCAUUUGUUUUGUUUGUUUUGCUGUAUUUGUGAAUAACCUGAAAUUAAAAAAAAAACUGUUUCUAAUUCAGUAAAAA
This is a messenger RNA of Megalobrama amblycephala (Wuchang bream), 2038 nucleotides long. RefSeq names its product regucalcin (gene rgn). Bases 160 to 1053 code for a protein of 297 amino acids. Gene Ontology annotation, molecular function: enzyme regulator activity; calcium ion binding; gluconolactonase activity. Lineage: Eukaryota; Metazoa; Chordata; Actinopteri; Cypriniformes; Xenocyprididae. The transcript is spliced from 7 exons. The record is from RefSeq and is a predicted model, not a curated record. Gene Ontology annotation, biological process: L-ascorbic acid biosynthetic process.